Chionomys nivalis (European snow vole) is the source of this 1119-nucleotide messenger RNA. RefSeq names its product high mobility group box 2 (gene Hmgb2). The transcript has 5 exons. Gene Ontology annotation, biological process: regulation of transcription by RNA polymerase II. The record is from RefSeq and is a predicted model, not a curated record. Lineage: Eukaryota; Metazoa; Chordata; Mammalia; Rodentia; Cricetidae. Gene Ontology annotation, cellular component: nucleus. The coding region runs from base 150 to 779 and encodes 209 amino acids. Gene Ontology annotation, molecular function: DNA binding, bending.
GUUGCCGUGGCGCGGAGAAGUCUGCAAAACAAGAGGCUGCGGCUUGGGUAGUAAGGAGCCAGUUCUCGCCGGAGCUUGGGGAAGGAAGUGUCCGCGUCGGCCUCGGAGGGACGCGCUCGCGCCAGGUAGACGCCGCGCCACCGUCAGCGAUGGGCAAGGGAGACCCCAACAAGCCGCGGGGCAAGAUGUCCUCGUACGCCUUCUUCGUGCAGACGUGCCGCGAGGAGCACAAGAAGAAGCACCCCGACUCGUCGGUCAACUUCGCCGAGUUCUCCAAGAAGUGCUCCGAGAGAUGGAAGACCAUGUCUGCAAAGGAAAAAUCGAAGUUCGAAGAUUUGGCCAAGAGCGACAAAGCUCGCUAUGACAGGGAGAUGAAGAAUUACGUUCCUCCCAAAGGUGAUAAGAAAGGAAAGAAAAAGGAUCCUAAUGCUCCAAAAAGACCACCGUCUGCCUUCUUCCUGUUUUGCUCUGAACAUCGCCCAAAGAUCAAAAGUGAACACCCAGGCCUGUCUAUUGGAGAUACUGCAAAAAAAUUGGGCGAGAUGUGGUCUGAACAGUCUGCCAAAGAUAAACAGCCCUAUGAGCAGAAGGCAGCUAAACUAAAGGAGAAAUAUGAAAAGGAUAUUGCUGCAUACCGUGCCAAGGGCAAAAGCGAAGUAGGAAAGAAGGGUCCUGGUAGGCCAACAGGCUCAAAGAAGAAGAAUGAACCAGAAGAUGAGGAAGAGGAGGAGGAGGAAGAAGAUGAAGAUGAUGAGGAAGAAGAUGAGGAUGAAGAAUAAAUGGCUGUUCUAAAAUGUGUGGAGUAUAUGUGCUCAGGCAACUUAUUUUGCUAAGAAUGUGAAAUUCAAGUGCAGCUCAACAUUAGCUUCAGUAUAAAAACUGUACAGAUUUUUGUAUAGCUGAUGAGAUUCUUUGUAGAGAAAAUACUUUUUUUAAAAAGGAGUUUGUAGCUUUUCGGGGGGCUACAACAUACAGUUAGAUUUAAAGCUUUUGAUGUUGAAUGUUCCUAAAUAUUUAAUGGUUUCUUUAAUUUCUUAUGGUAGCACAGCAAACAUACAUAGGAAUUUGUAUUACCAGUAAAUUUCUUUUUUAGGAUGUUGCAUUUUCUCUUGUUAUUUU